Thermochaetoides thermophila DSM 1495 is the source of this 1917-nucleotide messenger RNA. RefSeq names its product putative transcription factor. The coding region runs from base 1 to 1917 and encodes 638 amino acids. The transcript has a single exon. The record is from RefSeq and is a predicted model, not a curated record. NCBI's taxonomy places the organism in Eukaryota, Fungi, Ascomycota, Sordariomycetes, Sordariales, Chaetomiaceae. Gene Ontology annotation, cellular component: RNA polymerase II transcription regulator complex; nucleus. Gene Ontology annotation, molecular function: transcription cis-regulatory region binding; DNA-binding transcription activator activity, RNA polymerase II-specific.
AUGGCGGUAUCCGUCUCCGCCGGCCCCAGUACCGGGUCAAAUGCGGACAAUGCUGCCGCAUCCCCGAUCAACGCGUCGUCGAUCACAGCGGCCGUCAGUCAUAAUUCUCCGGCUUCCGUGUCGAGCCCCGCUUCGGUUGCUUCUCCUUCCAGUGUCUCCACUUCGACGACCUCAUGUUCGACAGCUCCUCCCCCUAUUGCUAUCCGGCCAAAUCCAACCCCUAAGCCGCUGUCAAUCAAGACUCCCAAUCCUGCAACGCACAUGUCUUCCAACGGUUCAGUACCGCAAGGGGGUUUGAGUAUGACCACCAAAGAAUGGGUGGUCCCUCCUCGGCCGAAGCCUGGUCGGAAGCCUGCCACUGAUACCCCUCCUACGAAGCGCAAGGCACAGAAUCGUGCCGCGCAGAGGGCAUUCCGGGAGCGUCGGGCAGCUCGGGUUGGCGAGCUUGAAGAACAGCUUGAGUCGGAGAAGGCCGCCCAUGAGAAAGCGGUUAGAGAACUGCAGGAGAGGAUCAGCAUGCUGGAGCUUGAAACGCAAACCUUGCAGUCACGAUGCCGGUGGUUGGAGUCUGCUCUGGAAAGAGAACGUCAAAGUCGGAACGGUCAGGCCACCACGAGCUGGGACAGUCCCUCGAUGGAGCCCCCAAGGCACACUUCUUUUUUCUCUCCCCAAACUCAGCCACAGCCGCAACCAUCACAAUUAGCUCCUGCUGCUGUGGCAGCCCCGGGCAUGCGACCUUUGAAGCCAGCACCCCUGAAGAGCUCCAUCAUUUCUCCUGUUACUAUUGAGCAACCGAAGCCUUUGCCGCAACCGUUUUCUAUUACACAAAUAGUGUCUCCUCUGGAAGAGGUGAUUAGUCCCGUUGAUCUGACCUGCGGAAAAUGCGGGACAAACGGCUCUUGUGCAUGCGCAGAAGCUGUUAUGGCAACUACUGAUAUCGCAAUCGGUUGCGGUAAAUGCACACUUGGCAGUCGAUGCCAAUGCCUCGAGGAGACUCUCGGGGUUUCUGUCCCAGCAACAUCCUCUGAUCUCAAGAGGCCGGGGUCCCCUCCGCCAACAUCUCCAGAGGAGAAGCGGCAGCGAUCCGAUGCCGGGAUUGUCAUGGAAACUGAUUUUACUGCUAUAUUCUCCUCCCAGAGCAACAAAGACCCCGCUCCGUCAACAUUUUCCUCUUCUACACAACCCCUAAUGACAUCCGAGCCUCCCAGAGACCCGUGUGGGUUCUGCAAAGAAGGGACAUAUUGCGUCUGCGCCGAUUCAAUGAUUACUUCAGAACCACAACCGCUCAUAGCACCAACACAGACUCGCACCCCUCCUCCAUCCGAAAACGACGUUGCCCCGACCCCAAUGGAGGUGACAGCAACGGGAGCCAUCAAGCUCCCUAAUCUGCGAAACGGCCAGCGACAGCAUCGCACCGCUGCCAAGCCGCAGCAGCCUGCGGCUUCCGCAACCUUAAGCGGCUGCGGCCCCAAUGGCCCCGGCACCUGUGCUCAGUGCCUCGCUGAUCCCAAGUCCGGCCUCUUCUGCCGUUCCCUGGCUGCCAACUUCGAGAAGAACAACCCGGGCGCCAGCCUAGCUGGCGGAGGCGGCGGUUGCUGCGGCGGGGGCGGGCCAGGCGGAUGCUGCAAAUCUGGCAACAGCAACAGCGACAGCCAGACCUCGACCUCCGGCUUCGGCCUGAGUCUCUCGUGCGCCGAGGCCUACAAAACUCUGGCUAGCCAUAGGCACUUCGACGAGGCGGCCGACGACAUUGGGUCGUGGCUGCCGAAGCUGAAGGCGCUGCCUAUCCCGCGACCCUCUGAGCCCGGCGCUGGUUCGGGGCAGGGGCUGACUCGGCGGGCGCCGAUCGAGGUCGAGGCUGCUAGUAUCAUGAGUGUUUUGAAGGACUUUGAUGUGAGAUUUGGAAGGGGUGAGUAG